GAAAAUGGCAGAGGCCAGAGUUUCAGAAGAUCAAGACCAGUUCAACUGUCCAGUCUGUCUGGAUCUACUGAAGGAUCCAGUCACUAUUGCCUGUGGACACAGUUUCUGUAUGGUGUGUAUUAAUGACUGCUGGGAUCAGGAUGUUCAGAGGGGAAUCUACAGCUGCCCUCAGUGCAGAGAGACUUUCACUCCAAGACCUGUUCUAUGCAGAAACUACAUGCUGGCUGAAAUGGUGCAGAAACCGAAGAAGACAGAACUCCAAGCUGCUUCUCUUACUCGCUGUUACGCUGGAUCUGGAGAUGUGGAGUGUGAUUUCUGCACUGGGAGAAAACUGAAAGCCAUCAAGUCCUGUCUGGUAUGUCUGGCCUCUUUCUGUGAAACUCAUAUCAGACCUCACUAUCAGUCUCCUGCCUUUAAGAAACACACACUGGUUAAAGCCUCCUCAAGACUACAACAGAAGAUUUGCUCUCAACAUGAAAAACUAACUGAGAUCUUCUGUCGUACUGAUCAAAGCUUCAUCUGUUAUUUGUGUAUGCUGGAUGAACACAAAGGACAUAAUACAGUGUCAGCUGCAGCAGAAAGAACUAAAAAACAGACUGAGCUACAUGAGGAGCAGAGGAAACACCAGCAGAGAAUCCAGGAGAAAGAGAAGAAGGUCCAGGAGCUGAAGCAGGCUGUGGACACUCUUAAGCGCUCUGCACAGGCAGCAGUGGAGGACAGUGAGAGGAUCUUUACUGAGCUGAUCCGCUCCAUUGAGAAAAAGCGCUGUGAGGUGAGACAGCUGAUCAGAGAUCAGGAGAAGACUGAACUGAGUCAAGUUCAAGGACUACUGGAUCAACUGGAGCAGGAGAUUGCUGAUCUUAAGAGGAGAGACACUGAGCUGGAGCAGCUCUCCCACACAGAGGAUCACAUCCAUUUCCUCCAGAGUUUCCCGUCCCUCUGUGUCUCUUCUGGAUCUGUGGACUCAUACAGCAUCUCUGUCCAUCAACCUGCCUCAUUUGAUGGAGUGAAGAAAUGUCUCUCUGAUCUGAGGAACCGAAUAGAGACAUUCUGCAGAGAAGAAAUGAACAGUGUGUCUCCACAUGGUAAGAGCAAUAACACAGCAGAAAUAACACAACAGCAACAUCACACUGCAGCAGUUCAGAUUUUACCACCAGAGCCAAAGACCAGAGAAGAUUUCCUGAAAUAUUUCUGUCAGCUGACUCUGGAUCCCAACACAGCACAUCAUCACCUCAUUCUGUCUGAGAAGAACAGAGUGGUGACAAACAGUAGGAGAGUCCAGCCAUACUCUGAUCAUCCAGAGAGAUUUGAUUACUGGCUUCAGGUGUUGUGUAAGGAGAGUGUGUGUAGACGCUGUUACUGGGAGGUUGAGUGGAGCAGUGAGGGAUUGGUGUCCAUAUCCGUCUCAUAUAAAGAUAUCAGCAGGAAAGGACGGGGUAAUGAGUGUGGGUUUGGACGCAACACUCAGUCCUGGAGUCUGUUGUGUUCUUCUAAUCUCUCUUUUUUGCACAACAACAUUAAUACUGAGAUCCCAGACUCACCGUCCUCCAGAAUAGGAGUGUAUGUGGAUCACAGUGCAGGAACUCUGUCCUUCUACAGAGUCUCUGAUACAAUGACCCUCCUACACACAGUCCACACCACAUUCACUCAGCCCCUCUAUGCUGGGUUCUGGGUCAGUUUUGGAUCAACUCUGAGGUUAUGUGAUCUAAAAUAAUGUGUAUUGAUAUUGUACUUCAUUAAAAUGGAUGUAAUUAGGAUUCAGAUCAGUUUUAGUGAGUAUCUGCACACAUUAGUCUUUCAGCUGCACCUGUUUCCAUCACUGAUCACAGGAGUUCAGGGAAGAGGAGAAUAAACACAGACACAAUCCCUCUACACACUUUACAAAUGACCACAUGAGUAGAACAUUCAUGCUCACUGACAAGCUGCAAGCAUAUGAAAAUGAAAUCAAUACAAUAGGGCAUGUCAAAAGGGGAGCUGUAAGUAUAAAGUUAUCGUAUAUAUAUAAACUAGUUUAUUCCUUGUACUAUGUAAUUAAAUUUGUUAAUUGCUUUAUUGCUUUUGUUAAUUAUUUUUUAUUUUCGGUGAAUUUGUAGAUCACAAAUCAUUCCCUCACAUACACAAUUUUUGUUAUUUUGUUUCAUUUAUUGCAUAGCUGCACUAUAACUGAAUCACCCUACAUAUCACCUCGACAAAGGGCUCUUUAUCACUCUACAGCAUAAACACCAAAGCCAAACUCUGUAAUCCUCGUCUCCUGUAUAUGGAAUUAGCUCUGUAAUCCCUCGUCUCCUCAAUCUAGGAUCAGAUUUGUAAUCCCUCGUCAUCUCUAUCUGAGAUCAGGUCUGUAAUCUCUCGUCUCCUGUAUCUGGGAUCAGAUCUCUAAUCCCUCAUCUCCCGUAUCCGGGAUCACCUGGAUUAGGAUGUUACACCUCAGUGACUGACUACACACCGUCAUCUUGUACACUCUGUAUAUCUCACACGU
Messenger RNA from Electrophorus electricus (electric eel), 2479 nucleotides. The record is from RefSeq and is a predicted model, not a curated record. NCBI's taxonomy places the organism in Eukaryota, Metazoa, Chordata, Actinopteri, Gymnotiformes, Gymnotidae.